UGUAGCGGGUGUCUCGUGGGCAAAACGGCGUUUACUUAUCAACAGCGUGGACACAAUAGAUAGAGAGAGACGUCGGUUUACAUGAGGACGAGCUACAAUUGAAAGAAAGAGCGAGCUCUGUUACCAAACACAGACUCUGUGCUUCAGAUUCUCGGUUUCUUCGAGUAGUAACGUCAGUUCGGGGGUUGUUCGUUAUUCAGAAACAGACGGAGGACUAUCAUAACAACACCGGAGCGCAGCAUAACAGAUCCCGGAGAAGCACAUUUUGAUAUGAGAUGACGGCAGACUGCUUUGGCUGUUUGAAGUGGUGUCCCUGUGGGCUACUCAGUGCUGAAAGGACAGGAGCGGAACCCGACAGCGAUAGAUAGACCGGUCCUUGGCUUCAGCUCAUCUGUUGUGCUCAGCGGCCUCCUGGUUUUCCAUCAGGAUGGUGCAUUCAGCGUCACUCUGUGCCUGUCUGUCUCUUCUGACUGUCCUCAGCUGUCAUUCUCAUGUCCUCCCCCGACUCUCUUUUCCCAUGGGUAGUCCGGGUCGUUCCCUCAGUAUCUUCACAAACCCUGAUGUUUACAACACCACCACGCUGUUGCUUAGCAAUGAUGAGGGCACUUUAUUCAUCGGAGCACGUGAUACAGUUCUUUCAAUCGAUGUCAGUCAGACUGAUGCGAUGACCAUGAAGGAGAAGCUGGACUGGUCUCCGUCAGAAAAGGAUCUUGCUGAUUGUGCUAUGAAAGGCAAAAUGAAGAUGGAUUGUCAUAACUUCGUGAGGGUUUUGCAAGUACUGAACUCCACCCAUAUGUACGCCUGUGGAACGUUUGCCUUCAGCCCGCGCUGCAUCUACAUCAAUUCAAACACAUUUUCCAUGGCUACAGGCCCCAGCGGUAAGCCAGAAGAAGGCAGAGGCCGCUGUCCUUAUGACCCAUACCAGAAGAACACUGCCAUAACUGUGGAUGGAGAACUGUACACAGGAACAGUGGCAGACUACAGGGGAACUCGGCCUGUCAUUUCACGCCACUUGAGCGAAGGCAGUCAUGUUGAUCUGAAACUGGAUGAUACACUUGGCUGGUUAGAAGAUCCUACAUUCAUCAGCUCCACGUACGUUCCCAGUGAGGAGAAGGUUUAUUUCUUCUUUAGUGAGAUUGGAAAAGAAUAUGACUUCAUUGACAAGUUUACAGUGUCUCGCGUUGCCCAAGUUUGCACUAGUGACGUGGGAGGCCAGCGUACUCUGCAAAAACGCUGGACCACCUUUGCCAAGGCUCAGCUACUAUGUCAAGCUAAACAAGAGCUGCCAUACAACAUCCUGCAGGACAUUGUCAGCCUUACGCCAGAAGAGGGCGCAUCUGAGGAUGAAACUCUAUUCUAUGGGAUUUUUACUUCUCAGUGGCAAGUUAACUUGGGCCGCUCAGCCGUGUGUGCUUUCAGCCUCAAAGACAUUAAAAAGGUGUUUACAGGACAUUACAAGGUUCUGAAUCGGGACACUUUAAAAUGGAGCACAAGGGUACAGGAGCAAAUGGCAAACCCUGGAGAGUGUGGCCUCCAUAACGCGUCGGACAACACUCUGCGCUUUGUUAAGGACAACUUCCUGGCUGAUAAAAGUGUUCCACCGGUCAAUCAGGGCCUGACGCUGGUGUCACCUGAUAAGAGCUACAGCAACAUUGCAGUUCAGAGAGUCCGUGGAGCACGUGGCAGAGAUUACACUGUGCUUUACCUGCUCACAGAGUCAGGCUACCUGCACAAAGCUGUGCUCUUGGAGAACGGAGCUCACAUCAUUGAGGAGAUCCAAGUGUUUCAUCAGCCUCAGCCAGUCAAAAACCUCCUGUUGUCAGUCUCCAAGGGUGCAGUGCUAAUAGGCUCUUCAGAAGGAGUCGUUUCAGUGCCCAUGUCCAACUGUUCGUACUACUGGAGCUGUGCUGAGUGUGUUUUAGCCAGAGACCCCUUCUGUGGCUGGGACCCUGUGAUGAAGCUCUGCACAGACACACAAGACCGUCUUGUCCAGGAUGUAGAUGAGGGAAAUGUAUCAGAGCAGUGUAAUUAUGCGGCCCCCAGGUCACGUUCCGGCCAGUCCCGAACCCCCUCGACUGUGUGUCCUCCAGGUGAAGUGGUGUCCGUGUCUCUAAACGAAGUAGUGCACCUGCAGUGUCCAGAAGCGUCACACCUCGCCAAACGCCACUGGGAGCGUCUCAACAGCCAGCUCUCGCCCAAAAUCUACAUUCAGUCGGACGACGGCGGCCUCAGCUUUGUGGCGACCCCGUCCACCCUGGGACACUACCUGUGCCAGGCUGUGGAGAACGGCUACAGCCAAACACUGGUCGUCUACCACGUCAAACAGAAGAGCAGCCCCACCAUCCUACCAGCCACCCCGAACCGCUCACACAGCACCCCAUCCACCGAAGCGGGAAUUAAAACCCCCGUCUCCACCACCAGAUUAAACCCACCUAAACAAACAGAGCCGAUGCCUAAACCAGACCAAGUGGAUCCUACAGUCACACUCAAAGAUUCGCCGGCGGCCACUAUUCGCAAUAGCAGGAACUUUACUCAUUUGCUUGGCAUGGAAAAGGAAAACUCCCGAAUGACCGAGCCUGGUGAAAACCUCGAGCAAGCAGACAAGCCCAGCUACUUGCAGGAGCUUGUAGUGGUGUCCGUUCUGCUAGCUCUGUGCAUCAGCGCCUUGCUAACCAUUGCUUUUAACAGAUUCAGGCAUCUUUGUCAUAGCAGGACGGUCCCGAAAACUCCUUCCUCCCACAGGGACGCCGAGAAGGGCGGAAGUGCGACGCCCCAGGAGAGAGAGUCUCUCAGAGGACAUUCGCCUUGUUUGGAAAAGCGGAACGGACAAGCCGCUAACGGACAAUCCCACAAUGGUCAGACACAUAACGGCAAAUCUCCCAUCACGCUGAGCAACAGCAUGCUGAACAGCUCAAACGGUCACCUGCCCAACACACCCAUAUGAUGCACUCGUCUAGUUUUCUGGGUUCACAGUAAACCUCUUUUCUGAGCCAAAUCGGGCUUCUGCUGUAUCAAGCCCUGAACCACUUUGCUUUCCGAGAGGGAAAAAAACUGGUAAAAACGGCACAUCGGACCUUUUUACGAACCAUUUUUGAGCCGUAGGACUCAAAGAUCUUCAACUCUAGGUACUACAGUAGUGUACAUUUUUCAGUUUGUUCAUAUUUAUGCUGUAAUUUAUGUGACAACUGUUUGUUUCAGUCUAAAGUGUAUCAGAUUUUAUGCCUCUCUAAAAUCACACGUAAGUGAAAUAUAUACGUAGAUGGUCAGUUUAAGAUUUUCAUUGAUCUCUUCAACCUUUUUAAUUGACAUUAGAAGCUGUUCAGUCAGCUCAGUUUAAAAUACACUUUUUAAAUCAUUUUAUAUGACACAUUUCGAUGGACCUUAAAAGUAAAAUUUCAUAAAGUUUCCUAAGAGAGGCAGCUUCACUAACUAUACUGAUCAUCUGCUAAUUUCAACUUCGAAGACUUGCUUGAAAUUUCAUAUUUUUCAUUCUGCAAUAUCGCACAUCUUUUUUUAGUCUUUGCCUUUGUUCCUUAUUCUUAUCUAUUUACAAUUUUUGAAUGUUAAGACGAGGUAUGUCUGUUUCACUUUUUUUUUCCUUUCAUAGUCUUAAAAAGGGGAUAGUUCACCCAAAAAGUACAAAUUGGUCAUUUAUUCACCCUCAGAUUAUUGGUAACCAAACCGUUUCCUUUCCCAGUGACUUCUAUUGUAUGUUGUAAAAAAAAAAAUAAUAAUAAUAAUAAUAAUGGAAGACAAUGGGAAUAGAAACAGUUUGGUUAACUGUUUUUCAAAAUAUGAUAUUUUGUGUUCCACUGGAGAAACAGGUUUAGAAUGAAAUGAGGCUGAGUACAUAUCAGAAUUUUAAUUUUUGGGUGAAUUGUCUCUUGAAUGUUGCACCAAUGCAAAAAUUAAGCUUUCAAAGAUGCUUUUCAAGUGGUUUAAUUUAAAUAAGUAUUUUGUAAUGCAUAAAGUUGUGCUUAUCAGUAAUGUGCAGGUACGGGUAGAUGUUUCUUAAUAUCUCAAUAUAAAAAUAAUACUCAAAUGUGUUAUUUCGGUAUUUUGGACCUGUUUUAGAACUAUGUAGCCUGGUUACCUCGUUCAAUAUUGACCACUUCUCUCUGCCCUAAUGGCAAAACACUGGAACUGAGAAAAUUGCUUCGAAGGAUGAUUUUUGGUUGAAUUUUGUUCAAUUUUUAUAUUCGAAGCACUGGGAAAUAGUUGAGCCAAUCUGUUACAGGACAAAUCAUAGUCAAAGAGACUUGUUUUUGCUCUUAAAUAUGAUGAAAAAAAUAAGUAGUUGUGUUUUGCGUUUACACCGCAAUAUAUUGGACCUACUUGUAGCUACAUCCACUAUAUUGGGAGUGACUUGCACCUAUUUUUUUAUUCUUUCCCAGCCUGUGGUUUGUCACUGAACGGUACGGAUUUAAAGUCUUCAUUCUGGGGAAAUCACUUGUAAAAUGUGAUAUUGCCAAAUGUGUGUUUUAUAAUCAAAUGACGGAGAACUUGUUCUGUCUAGUGGUUCAAACAGCAGUUCCAUUUAUCUAUUUGUCUGUAGUUGGAUAACUGAGUCCAAUCGAAGCCCAGUAUGUGAAGCCUGUCACAGGAAUAGAUGCAUUCUCCUGCACGCCACUGUUUUUGAAAGAUUCUGUUUAUUUUUUUAUUACCUACGAAGCAGGCUGUUUUGAAAAUAAAAGAUGCUGAUUUAAAGUG
Molecule: messenger RNA, 4710 nt
Organism: Onychostoma macrolepis
Lineage: Eukaryota; Metazoa; Chordata; Actinopteri; Cypriniformes; Cyprinidae
Gene: sema4ab
Product: sema domain, immunoglobulin domain (Ig), transmembrane domain (TM) and short cytoplasmic domain, (semaphorin) 4Ab
Exons: 15
Coding region: 428-2944 (838 amino acids)
Biological process (GO): negative regulation of axon extension involved in axon guidance; positive regulation of cell migration; semaphorin-plexin signaling pathway
Molecular function (GO): chemorepellent activity; semaphorin receptor binding
Source: RefSeq, a predicted model, not a curated record